CAGGACGGGACCUGGAGGAGGGAGAGAGGGAGGAAGGGGCGCCAGCGGCGGGCGGGAUCCGGCGAAGUGCGUGAAGCCUCGCUGGCGCUGCGUCCUGGACUCAGACGCUGGCUGGCGCGGACUUUCUCACGACCAGCGGACCUCUCCUCUGCCAACUGUACUUCAGAAAACUUCAACUUUUCUCAGUGGACUCGUUUAUCAAAUGAAAUAUGCCUGUACUAUUUUAAAAAGCCUUGUACUUCAUCAUGGAAAGAUUUAUUCCCCCUCAAAAUGAAAAUGAGGACAUAUGAGAAGGUGAUUUAAGGCGUAGACAUUCAAGAAAGUAUCACAUCAAAUUAGUGACCUGAAGGAUAAGUACUGAAUUAAAUUAAUCCUAAACACUUAUUUUUUAAACCAGGAGGAGUUCAUCUUGACAGAAAAACAACUUUUAUUCAAUAUGUAUUUUCUGAAAUUAAAAGAGAGAGACAGGAGUAGACUUAAAAUAGAUGAAGAUGUUUAGUAAAUAAGCAAUGUCAACUCUUUUUGCUGAGAAUAAUUCAGUAUGUUUUAAUCCUUUCCAAAUCCCUGGUUGUGGUCCUGAAGACAAAACGCCUUUUUGAUGGGACUGAUAUUAAGGGAAGUGGGACCUUUUGUGUAUUCAACUCACAGUUGUAGAGCUUGCCAUCAUUGGCAUGAGUGGCUUAAAAGAGGAAAUAGAGAAACUUCCAACUAAAUCCAAAAGUACAGUCAUUUUUUUACCACUGUGAUUUUGAAAGCCUCUUCAUAACCAUUGAAAAAGAAUUAACAACUAUUUUAAAAGAUUAAAGAAAGGCAGAUGUCUGCAAAUAAUUCCCCUCCAUCAUCCCAGAAGUCUGUAUUACCUGCCACUCUUCCUACUGUGCUUCCAACUCCUUCUCCGUGUUCAAGUCCUAAGACAGGACUCUCUGCCCGACUCUCUAAUGGAAGCUUCAGUGCACCAUCACUCACCAACUCCAGAGGCUCAGUGCAUACAAUUUCAUUUCUACUGCAAAUUGGCCUUACACGGGAGAAUGUUACCAUUGAAGCCCAGGAACUAUCUUUGUCUGCUGUCAAGGAUCUUGUGUGCUCCAUUGUUUAUCAAAAGUUUCCAGAAUGUGGAUUCUUUGGCAUGUAUGACAAAAUUCUACUUUUUCGCCAUGACAUGAACUCAGAAAAUAUUUUGCAGCUGAUUACCUCAGCAGAUGAAAUACAUGAAGGAGACCUAGUAGAAGUUGUUCUUUCAGCUUUGGCCACAGUAGAAGACUUCCAGAUUCGUCCACAUACUCUCUUUGUGCAUUCUUACAAAGCUCCUACUUUUUGUGAUUAUUGUGGUGAGAUGCUCUGGGGAUUGGUACGUCAAGGACUGAAAUGUGAAGGCUGUGGAUUAAAUUAUCAUAAACGAUGUGCCUUCAAGAUUCCAAAUAACUGUAGUGGAGUAAGAAAGAGACGUCUAUCAAAUGUAUCUUUGCCAGGACCUGGCCUGUCAAUUCCAAGACCCCUGCAGACUGAAUGUGUAGCCCUUCCCACUGAAGAGUCACAUGUUCACCAAGAACCAAGUAAGAGAAUUCCUUCCUGGAGUGGCCGCCCAAUCUGGAUGGAGAAGAUGGUAAUGUGCAGAGUAAAAGUUCCACACACAUUUGCUGUUCACUCUUAUACCCGUCCCACAAUAUGUCAGUACUGCAAGCGGUUACUGAAAGGCCUCUUUCGCCAAGGAAUGCAGUGUAAAGAUUGUAAAUUCAACUGCCAUAAACGCUGCGCAUCAAAAGUACCAAGAGAUUGCCUUGGAGAGGUUACUUUUAAUGGAGAACCCUCCAGUCUGGGAACAGAUACAGAUAUACCAAUGGAUAUUGACAGUAGUGAUAUGAACAGUGAUGGUAGUCGUGGCCUGGAUGAUACAGAAGAGCCAUCUCCCCCAGAAGAUAAAAUGUUCUUCCUGGAUCCAUCUGAUCUUGACGUGGAAAGAGAUGAAGAAGUCAUUAAAACAAUCAGUCCAUCAACAAGCAAUAAUAUUCCGCUAAUGAGGGUUGUACAGUCCAUCAAGCACACAAAGAGGAAGAGCAGCACGAUGGUGAAGGAAGGGUGGAUGGUCCAUUACACCAGCAGGGACACCCUGAGAAAGAGGCAUUAUUGGAGACUGGAUAGCAAAUGUCUAACAUUGUUUCAAAAUGAAUCUGGAUCAAAGUAUUAUAAGGAAAUUCCACUUUCAGAAAUUCUCCGCAUAUCUUCACCACAAGAUAUCACAAAUAUUUCACAAGGCAGCAACCCACACUGUUUUGAAAUCAUCACUGACACUAUGGUAUACUUUGUUGGUGAGAACAAUGGAGACAGCUCUCACAAUCCUGUUCUUGGUGCCACUGGAGUUGGACUUGAUGUAGCACAGAGCUGGGAAAAAGCAAUUCGCCAAGCUCUCAUGCCUGUUACCCCUCAAGCGAGUGUUUGCACUUCUCCAGGGCAAGGGAAAGAUCACAAAGAUUUGUCUACCAGUAUCUCUGUAUCUAACUGUCAGAUCCAGGAGAAUGUGGACAUCAGUAUUGUUUACCAGAUCUUUGCAGAUGAGGUGCUCGGUUCAGGCCAGUUUGGUAUCGUUUAUGGAGGAAAACAUAGGAAAACUGGAAGGGAUGUAGCUAUUAAAGUAAUUGAUAAGAUGAGAUUCCCUACAAAACAGGAAAGUCAACUCCGUAAUGAAGUGGCUAUCUUACAGAAUUUGCACCACCCUGGGAUUGUAAACCUGGAAUGUAUGUUUGAAACCCCAGAACGAGUUUUUGUAGUAAUGGAAAAGCUGCAUGGAGAUAUGUUGGAAAUGAUUCUAUCCAGUGAGAAAAGUCGACUUCCUGAACGAAUUACUAAAUUCAUGGUCACACAGAUACUUGUUGCUUUGAGGAAUCUACACUUUAAGAAUAUUGUGCACUGUGAUUUAAAGCCAGAAAAUGUGCUACUUGCAUCAGCAGAGCCAUUUCCUCAGGUGAAGCUGUGUGACUUUGGUUUCGCACGCAUCAUUGGUGAAAAGUCAUUCAGGAGAUCUGUGGUAGGAACUCCAGCAUACUUAGCCCCUGAAGUUCUCAGGAGCAAAGGUUACAACCGUUCUCUAGAUAUGUGGUCAGUGGGAGUUAUAGUCUAUGUGAGCCUUAGUGGCACAUUUCCUUUUAAUGAAGAUGAAGACAUAAAUGACCAAAUCCAAAAUGCUGCAUUUAUGUACCCACCAAAUCCAUGGAGAGAAAUUUCUGGUGAAGCAAUAGAUUUGAUAAACAAUCUACUUCAAGUGAAGAUGAGAAAACGUUACAGUGUGGACAAGUCUCUUAGUCAUCCCUGGCUACAGGACUAUCAGACUUGGCUUGACCUUAGAGAAUUUGAAACACGCAUUGGCGAACGUUACAUCACACACGAAAGUGACGAUGCCCGGUGGGAAAUACAUGCAUACACACACAACCUUGUAUAUCCAAAGCACUUCAUUAUGGCUCCCAAUCCAGAUGAUAUGGAGGAAGAUCCUUAAUGAUCAGUGAACUAACUUCCAUAAGGAAGGACUUCAUUUUAUGGACUGAUGUUUUGUUGUACAACUGUUGUUCUUUAUAGGUUUUCAUCUGCAAGGUUGCAAAGACAUGAGGAAAUAUGAUAAGGAAUCAGUGACACCAAUACUGUAGUUCAUAGUGAGUUGGUACAAGAGGGGAAAUUGAGUAAUAAGAACACAUGGAACCAGGAUGAAGCUUUUCAUAAAUUUUUAUAACAUAAGCAAUAGUUGGUUUCUGUAUUGUUUCCUAAUCUUUCACUUUAGUACAGUAGUGGCACUUAAUUUAUCUUCUUUCCUAUUACAUUACUUUUUUUAAAAAAGGAGGAAAAGACUUGACCCAAUCAUACAGGAGUUGUAAGGUUGGUUACUAAACAGGUUUGCAUUUAAGAGAUAACUGAGAGGCUAUAAGCAUGCAAUUUCCUAUGAGGUCUUUUUUGUUUAACCAUAGAGGCAUUGAAGGGUUUUCCUAGAUCUCUAGAAAAAGAGUGCUGAACUGUUUUACCUUCAUUUUUUAAAGGCCAGUCAAUGAUCCCAACAUUUUUGGAACUGAAAUUCUAUAUAUGCUCUCUACAAUGUAAAAAUUAAGUUAUCAACUCUUGUGAGUAUAUUGCAAUAGCCUCCAAGGAAUUGGGAUACUGAUGUUACAAAACGAGGAGUAGGACCCUGCUGGUCUAAGUGCUGUGUUAUUUAUACGUAAUCUGCUCAUAGCUCAACUCUGCUACUAAGUACCUUCCCACUGACACCACUGUGAUGCCACAGUUGGAUCCUAACAUUCAGUGGGUAUAGACCUAAAUUUUAAUUACACAUAGAGUUGAAUACUUUGAAGAAAAAUAUAUCCUAAAAGGGCAGCACACAGUCAGCUAAUGCUACAGGAAAGAAUGCAAAGAGUAUCCUUUUUUUCUUCUUUUAGCUUAUUGGAAGGCUUUGCAGGUAUCUGCAGUGAUUUUAAGUCAUUUUAAGCAGUCUGGGGGAAUGGGUGGGAUGUAACAUGAAACAGUUUAUCAGGAUGAGGCUAUAUUAUUAGCAGAGCAAAUGAAAGAAUAAGUUGGGUUUUUUUUUUUUCAGCUCCAGUAGCCAGCUAAAGAAUUUUUUUUUCUACUGAUUUAUAAUAUUUAAGAGUUUAAACUUUUUCAUAGCUUUUAAAGAGUUACUAAUAGUUUUCAUCAAAAAAAGUCUAAGAUCUGCAACCAUCCACUUAUAAAAACUCUAGUGGCUUUUGUUUCUUCAUUCCCCAGUAAUCAUUGUAAACUUUUUUUUUCCUCCAAAAAAGAGCAAAUGAUUUGGAGUCAGAAAGUCUGGUUUUAAGUCUUGGCUCCUGUUCCUUACUAACUGUGUUGGCCUGAACAGUUGACAGUCCUGAGUCUCGAGUUCUUUAAUCUAUAAAAUGAAGAUUGUAAUUCUUGCCUCUCCCUUCCUUAUAGUGUUAUGAAGGUAUGUUUGAACAAAUGCAAUAAACUAAAACCGAUGGAAAGUAUUACCUAAAAUUCCAUGGGCAGUAUUGUUAUCAAAGGAGAAGAAUGUUCUUGAAUACAAAGACGAAUAUUAGACUGAGGGGGCCUUUACAGAUCUCUAAAGCUACUCAUUAUCCAGGACUAAACAUAUCCUUGAGAGAGAGAGUAGAGGCAAACAUGUAGUCCUACAAUGGCCUGAGCUCUUUACAUGUUUAGCUUUUUCUCAUAUCAACCAUGGAGUAAGUGCAUCAUGAACCCCAUCUCACAGAUAAGGAAACUGAGGCAGAGGGGAUUAUGUAACCAGCUGAAGGUCACACCGUAUGUGGAUCUGGAUGCAGGCAGCAUGGCUCUGGAGUCCAUCUUACCCCUCCUAACCAUUUUGUCAGACUGCCUACCCAUAAAUAUUUCCAGAUUUUUCCAUAAUGCCUAUGAUUUCAUUCUCAUACAGGAGUUUUAAAAAUUAAACCAAAUUAAUUUUGUAAAACCUUUUAGAAAUUUAUUUUCCCUGUGAUAGAGGACAACUUUCCUGAACUUCUCCAAAGUAAGUCUUAAUAUCAUUGUGCUAAAAUGGAGUAAUUUUGAGUCAUUAGGCACCCUAUGGUAGUUUUGCUGCAUAUGGUAAAAAUUAACUGGAAUGAUGUUUGCUAUACUUACAUAAUCAAACUUCACAAGCCAUGAAAUUAAUUGCACUCUGUUUUUGUUGUUGAAUACCCAAGAACUUCUCUAAAGAAAUUUGUAAAGGCACUGUCAGGUAAUUUGGAGUUGAGUUACUCCAGGUAACUGUACAACCUGUAUAACCUUUUUUUGUCUUGAAGUUGUAUUUGUAUAAGAAAUAACUGUUAGAAACAUUUGAUAAUGUACAAAGAAGUCUGUAAUGACACUGUUCAGUACAUUUUUAUAUUUUUUUGUUACAUCCCACUUUUUGUAAAUAUCCUCAUAGAAGCUUGAUAAUAAAAUGUAUUUCCAUAUCACUAUAACUUUUCCAUAUGAAAACCUGAGCCCAUCUCCAGUAGAGGUAUCCAAAGAAAAUUUUAUUUGCUGUGUUAUUUUCCCAGACUUUGGUUAAGAGAACUAUUUUGGAAAUAGUAUUUGUAAAUGAAACUAAUGCUAUAUUUAAGAACAAUGAUUUUUUUAACUGCCUAAAAUAAAAAACAACUCAUUAUUACAAUUUUA
This is a messenger RNA of Manis javanica (Malayan pangolin), 6126 nucleotides long. RefSeq names its product protein kinase D3 (gene PRKD3). The record is from RefSeq and is a predicted model, not a curated record. Gene Ontology annotation, biological process: intracellular signal transduction; phospholipase C-activating G protein-coupled receptor signaling pathway; protein phosphorylation. Gene Ontology annotation, molecular function: protein serine/threonine kinase activity; ATP binding. NCBI's taxonomy places the organism in Eukaryota, Metazoa, Chordata, Mammalia, Pholidota, Manidae. Gene Ontology annotation, cellular component: cytosol.